AUGGACAGCAAGUACUGUCGCGUAGGUCGCCUGAUCGACAUAGUAGACGAGGAGUGGCGGGUGGAGCAACUGCCACAUGAGGACAUACAAGAACAAAUUAAUAUUAGGGAACAAUUACCAAAGUAUCUAAACGGUCAAGUAAAACUUCUAACUACAAGGUGUAUUAUUAUUGAAACUGACAAAAUAGCAAAGAAGACCCACGGAGCCCUCACAAUACUGAAACAGUUUGGAAUACAUGAGUGUGGACACAAGGAGCCUAUUGCUGGGUCAAAUUGUAUCAAGUCAAUGAUUGGUAAGAACAAUGAACAGCAUUACAUCCUUGCAACACAGGACAGAGAUUUACAGGAGAAGCUCAGAGGCAAACCAGCCAUUCCCCUCCUUUAUCUACACAAUAAGGCUCCCACUUUAGAAAAGCCGUCAAGGGCUAGCUAUGAUAAAGCAAGCCAAAGUUUGCAGUCUACAAAUAUAUUUAUAAGUGAAACUCAAAAUGAAACUUUGAAAAAUAUGAAAAAAGCCCUAGGAGUUGAGCAAAACGUAGAGGAAGUGAUAUUACAUGUAAAAAAGAAAAAAACACAUAAUCCUAAUCCACUAUCUUGCAAAAAGAAGAAAAAGAAAGUGGAUGUAAAACAGCAAUCUAAAAGAAAAGAUGGGAUCAAUGAAGGAAAAGUAAGGAAAAGAAAAAAGAAGAAGGCUUCAAAAAAUCUCUUAGAACAGUUGAAAAACACAGUUCAAUAAAAUAUAUGAAUAAUCUGUAUUUACAAAUUUGAUGAUUUCAUGACUUAAGAUGUACCUAUACAAAAUUAGUAUCA
Chilo suppressalis (striped riceborer) is the source of this 809-nucleotide messenger RNA. NCBI's taxonomy places the organism in Eukaryota, Metazoa, Arthropoda, Insecta, Lepidoptera, Crambidae. The record is from the annotation of a GenBank genome assembly.